AUGUCAUGCAUCCUGAGAUCGAAAGAGGAAAUGAAACACUGGAUCGCAAACAAUCUUUCUAAUCCCGCAGAAACUGAGGAUGUUGUGAUUUCAAUUUUAGAGCCUGAGAAUGAAGAAGUUCAUGUUUCACCUGCAGCAACUGUGGCUAAGGAACACGACCGCCUACAUGAUGUAGAUGUUAAGAAAAAAAUUGAUCGAGAGGGAGGUGAUGAGGCAUUCAAUGGAGAUGAUUCUUGCCUAAAAGAUUUUGAUUUUACUGGUAUCAUCAGUGACGACAUUUCUUCAGGCCUUGAUCUCAAUCUAGAUGAUGAUGAUGAUUUUGGUCCUUUGUCGGGAUUCGUUAACAGGCACUUUAAAAGGGUCGAUGAAGUUGCUCAAGCAGCAACUAAGACCGGGGAUACACUCACAUGA
Messenger RNA from Lactuca saligna, 411 nucleotides. Lineage: Eukaryota; Viridiplantae; Streptophyta; Magnoliopsida; Asterales; Asteraceae. The record is from the annotation of a GenBank genome assembly.